UAUACAACUGAUGAUUACUUCUAUAAGCAAAUGAUAUUUCGUCUGAAAAGACUAUCGUAACCAGUGAAGUGUGCGAAAUUCUCAAUUGAAAUCUUCGGACUCACCACCGUGUGAAGAUCGUAUCCUGAACAUCGAAUAUUUUUUACAAAACGUCGAAAACGCUUGUAACGUGUAAUUGCGUAACAUUGCUACUACAAGACGAGUGUAUUUGGCAGGCAUCUAGAGAGAGCGGGUCUCUAUGUCUCUUUCCUACUCUAAUGACAUGUCAUUUUCGUUUGUACGCGAAAUAAAACAAUCCUGUAAGGACGUCAAGAAAAUUAUAGAGUAGGUGCUUCUGUGCGUGUGUAAGUUUCUCAAAAUAAGAAGUAAGUGUGGGUGCAGUCGUUGCCCAUCCACGCGACGAUCACAUUCUGCCUGGAAGCAAGUUUCGCCCGAAAUCGUUGUUUUAUAUCAGAUUGGACCGGAACAUACAUCAAUCAAACUGGCGGAGGGCGAAUCACCGCUCAAAUAACCCACUAAUUUGUAGUGGUUGCGGUCGUUGAACACGUGCAACCUGCCGUAACUUUUCUCGCACGCAAGACCGGCCACUCGUCUCUCGGUGGGGUCCAGCAUGAGAAACUUCACUAUCCAGGGCGUGACCAUUCCAGAUGAUGCUGCCUAUAAAGACGUCGUCGUCAUAGGGAAUGGUCCCUCUGGUAUAGCUCUUUCAUACCUUUUAGCAGGAAAUUGGCCUUAUUAUAACGGAGCAAUUCACCCGGAUGAAAUGCUAACAGCACGACUUUCAGGUGCCCCUCCUGGGCGCUCUAUUGUAAAACAGGAUCUUCGUUUCUUGUCGCAGGGACUUGAAGGACGCUCGAACAACCCAGUUUCCUUGCUUAUGGACACACUGAAUCACCCGUGUGCAGACUUGGGAUUGGAACUGCCUUCCUUGUUGGAAUGGCACCACCAUCCAGAGUGUCAGGUGGAUCACAUUGUGUUGGGAAAAGGUCCGCCUGGCGGAUCUUGGCAGGCAAUGGAUGGAAAUAUCCUGACGAUUAGUCUAGGAAGUUGGAUGGAACUGCCCGGUGUGGACUUUAGAGCGUGGGAAGCAGCUGGAAAUACUGGCAUGAGCAGUGGUCCCACUAGUUCACGUGACAGUCGUGCAUCUGUUUCUUCGCUGGCACGUUACUACUAUGACUACGUCCAUAAUCAGGGUCUCGCUAAAUUUUUCCGGAACAGUUGCGUUGUAACAUCUGUUCUUCCAUUGGACACCUCACAUUCCCAGAAUAAAGAAACCAUUGAUCCAGAAACAGGAGUUCAGCACUGUGAGCCUCGAGCACUGUGGCGGGUGGAAGGAUUUGAUUUGUCAGAUGGCAUCCCAUUCUGUUACAUAUGCCGUCGAGUUGUAUUGGCAACAGGCCAAUCAGAUCUCCCAAACAGGUUGGGUGUAUCCGGAGAAUUGAAUAAUCCCACGUGGGUUCUACAUGACCUGAGGUCACUGGAGGCAGCACUGGACAGACUGGUAGAGGAGGAGGAGGGAGACCGAGAAGGAGUUCCAACUGAGCCGCGUUGUGAUCCUGUUUUGAUUGUGGGUGCGGGACUUAGUGCAGCUGAUGCAGUAAUAGCAGCCAGAUUUCGGUCACUCCCUAUUCUGCAUGUCUUCAGGAAGAAGGCAGGCGCAUUGGGGAAGCAGCUACCAGAAAACAUGUACCCAGAAUAUCACAAGGUACAUCAGAUGAUGGGCGAUGGUGGAGCGACUUACCCAUGUUACACAGCCCUGGCAGAACACAGGGUACUGGAAAUCUCAUCAGAUCAUAAAGUGUGUGUGGUUGGACCAGAUAAUGUAGCUUCUGUGCACAGGGUAUCGGUAGUAGCAAUUCUUAUAGGGUCACGGCCCGAUUUGAAUUUUCUACCUCCUGGGCUUGGUCUGGGUAGAAAGCCUUCAGAGCCAAUUGACUGUCGAUCAAACCCCAUUGACGUGGACCCUUACACCCACGGAGUCGUCAGGGCUCCUCCAGGCAUGUAUACUUUAGGGCCACUUGCCGGUGAUAACUUUGUGAGAUUUCUCCAAGGUGGUGCUGUUGCUAUUUCAAGUCAUGUUAAUAAAGAACUACAACACCAAACAGUUUUGUGACCUGGCACUUCUUGGAUCUUCAAGGGGCAUGUGUUUUGAUAGUCCCCCGAAGGAUUGGUUAUUUGGUAUGCCACGAAAAUAUAAACCGGUGUGUUCUGCACAACCUUUAUUUCUGAUCUGACAAUCAUGUCUUGUUUUUCGAGGUUAUAAUGACAUUAAAUCACUUUCUAGCUCUUUAAAGACUGUUGUUGGGUUUGCGCAUUUAAAUAACCAAUUUGCUGGAAUUAUAUUACCAAAAAUGGAGUUUCUUGUUUUGUCAGCUAGGUUUCAAACUGAAGUCAGAAAGUUUGAAAAAUGUUUAUGUCUGCACAGUACACCUGCUUUUGGUAAUGAAUGUCAACCUCAUUGGUAUUAGUAGAGUGUACUUGCUGUAAUGCCAGUUGUCAUUUUCUAUGUUGCUAUUUUUAUGACAGUAUCUGUAAGGCAUGAUCACUCUGUCUAGAAUGAAUUGUGUUAAUUUGGAAUUCAAAAUCGGAGUGCUUUAUACGUACAUGCGAUGUUUAUCGACCCUGUUACACAGAAUAAUAGUUAACACAUGCAGGUGAUUAGUAUGGUGAAAUUAACUAUUUAAACUUUUGUGCGAAUUUAACACAAAACUGUGUGAAAAUUCUUGUGUUCAGGAGAUGGUGUUCAAAGGGGGCACCGGAUUACCACACGUUUGCAGUAUCAGUUGAUUAUGAUGCACCUACUGUAAUUGAUGACAUAAUUUAUGAAAAUCAGAUUGUUCCCACUUGAACAUACUGUCAUUCAUGUAAUCUACAUAGCAGUUCAUAGUACAGAACUGGAGUCUUCAGCACCAUUAUUACUAGGGUUUGGAUGUUCAUGACCUAAAAAACCGAGAAAUAUGCCCCAAAAAAUAGCUAAAUAUGACCUAAUUUGUUAUAUAAAAUUUUUUGCUAAAACUAAAAUAAAGCAUUUUGUAUUACGAUCA
Messenger RNA from Zootermopsis nevadensis, 3044 nucleotides. Its product is annotated as oxidative stress-induced growth inhibitor 1. NCBI's taxonomy places the organism in Eukaryota, Metazoa, Arthropoda, Insecta, Blattodea, Termopsidae. The record is from RefSeq and is a predicted model, not a curated record.